GUUAGACUCGGCUGCCACAACCAGAUAGACAGAACAAAACAAAAACCAUGACCACAUGCAAAAACCGGACAAGAUAUAGAUAGGUUGAACAGCGAGUCAAACCAAAACCAUCCCCCUGUCUUUCAAAACCAGCAACUUGACGACCCCAAAGCCCAAAACUCGCAGAACCCACAGAUUUUCCCUCCCGAAACACUCCUCCCUAUAAAUACAACACUGUCAUUUCACUCUCUCAACAAUCCAUGAAAAAGUUAUACUUUCAACUGUUCAUUUCCAUACUCUCCAACUGUCUGAUAUCAAGAAGAAUCCAUGGCUGAUGUUGUACCCAAAGAGCGGAAGAUCCUGGUGGCCGUCGAUGAAGGCGAGGAGAGCAUGUACGCUCUCUCAUGGUGCCUCAAGAACGUGAUUUCUCAAAAUUCUAAAGAUACCCUUAUCCUCCUUUAUGCUAAACCUCCACGUGCAGUGUACUCUGCGCUAGAUGGCACAGGUAGUAGAUCGCACCUUCAAGGAUACCUGUUUUCUGCUGAUAUUUUGGCCACCAUGGAGAAGUACAGCAACGAUGUGGCGGCUUGUGUCAUCGAGAAGGCUAAGAGGAUGUGCAGGGAGCAAGCCGAUGAGGUUAAGGUGGAGGUGAGAGUAGAGAGUGGUGAUCCAAGGGACGUGAUUUGCCAGGUUGCUGAGAAGAUCAAUGCUGACGUGUUAGUCAUGGGAAGCCAUGGCUAUGGCCUAAUCAAGAGGGCUUUCUUGGGGAGUGUCAGCAAUCACUGUGCACAGAAUGUGAAGUGCCCUGUGCUGAUUGUCAAGAAGCCUAAAUGUUCCUCUUCAGGAACCAAAUGAUUGGGGAUACAAUGAUACUUCCAUGUCCGAAUUUCAGCUCCUUGUUUCGUCCAUUGUUUAGAAUUCAGUCGUCUGCUUCAUUGCACAAUCUUUUUGUCUGCUUCUUUGGUCCUUUCCUAAUUUCGGUGUCAGUUGUUUCAGGUUUCAUGUAAAUUUCCGAGCUUCCCCCUGUAUGUAAAAUGUAGACUAUAGACUUCCUUCUCGAUCAUUUAGUUCGAAACUUCCAUACUUGGAAUCGAUUUGCUUUCAUGUUA
Theobroma cacao (cacao) is the source of this 1088-nucleotide messenger RNA. RefSeq names its product universal stress protein A-like protein. The record is from RefSeq and is a predicted model, not a curated record. NCBI's taxonomy places the organism in Eukaryota, Viridiplantae, Streptophyta, Magnoliopsida, Malvales, Malvaceae.